This is a messenger RNA of Suillus bovinus, 2168 nucleotides long. RefSeq lists its product as uncharacterized. Lineage: Eukaryota; Fungi; Basidiomycota; Agaricomycetes; Boletales; Suillaceae. The transcript is spliced from 4 exons. The record is from RefSeq and is a predicted model, not a curated record. Gene Ontology annotation, molecular function: protein binding. The coding region runs from base 255 to 1934 and encodes 559 amino acids.
CAAUGCAAAGGCGUUGCAGCGGCAUAGAGAUCUGAUAGUCAAAUUGUGAGCGCCUGUGAAUAUCGCGGUGAAAACAAGCCUACGCUAGGGCCGAUGAUGAGAGCGACAAUAUGACAGCCAGGACGGCCAACUGGAAAGUGGUACAGAACCUAGUUCCACCUUAACUUCAAGUUAUGUAACUCUUCUUGCUCCUUCUCACUCAAAUACUUUCGAUCCAUCAGGCGUAGCCUACUACGACUUCCCACUCAUAUGCAAUGCUCGAGUCUCGUUGCCCACCUUGCGAUGUCGAGAGAGUGGACUACGCAAUAAAGCCCAAGGCAGGGUUCCUGUCUCUUGCUCAAGAACUGAGGUUUUACGUUCUCAGCUUUCUUCCUUGUCGAGAUAUUCUUCGUUGUACAUCUGUAUGUAAGGCUCUUCGUCAGACGUACAUGUCCUCCUCCGAGCUUCAGUACAUCGUCGAACUCAGCGGCCAACGUUUACUCCCUGUCCCCAACACAAAUAAUCACAUUCCUAUUUCCAACCGUCUACAGACCUUGAAGAACAGGGCCCAUGCAUGGUUCAAGUUUGACAUGCACUCUUUCAAAACAAUCACCUUACAAGAAAACUUAUAUACUAAGAUUCUGACGAAGCAGCUCGUCACUAAUGGGCAUCUCUACUCGUGGGAUGAUUAUAAUGACGUGGCCGCGAUAAUUCCAAUACUACCCAAGCCCUCACAACAAACAAUUGAGCACUACUGGUCUCCAGGAACAUUGUGUCCGGUGCCCCACUCAAUCACCCUGGAUGUGUUGAUGGACCCAGCACAAAACCUGAUCGCUGUCGCGUAUUAUGUUACUCACGAGAAUGAUUUCGAAUCAUAUGAGGCGGUCUAUGUUGACCUCAGAACCCUUGAUAGUGAUGGUAUUCACCCUCAAGCUGCUGGACGGACGCUACUUCUAUCGGAAUCGUCGGUAUACGAAGACGCCACCGUCGAAACAACGCGUGCGAAGCUCAAAUGUUAUGGGAAGCAUAUCGCUUUGCAGCGUUCUUUGGUUAUUACACCUGAUGAUAGAAGGAAUCACUAUACCCAGAGAACCGAGUGGCAAAUUUGGGAUUGGCAAAACUCGGCAAUAUCGAGGAGCGUUCUCAACGGCGAUAUUGUACCCUACCCAUCUGAAAACCAGGUCGAUUUCUGUUUCCUCGGAAAUGAUAGGUUACUCGUUGUCGCCAGCGAUCUAGAGGUCUAUUCGAUCGCGGAUAUGUCCCAGACGCCACAAUUACUGGCGUGUUUCAGAUUGCCUCUCCGAUUGUGGCGCAUACAAUGCCUCCUUCCUAUUGAUGAUAUUGAGCGGAUGCAGGUGCAAGCCCAACCUCAAACAGUGAGGUACACCUCGGAUCCUACGCAUCAACUAUUAUGCCUCACCGCGUCCUAUAAUACUGCUACUCUGAUCUUCAUCAUCUCCACGAGGAUUUUCUUCGACCUUGACGGAGUUGUGGCAACAGUGCCAAAACCAUGGGAAUGUUGGGGCCCUUCAAAUACUCGUAUCUUCCGGCACCCAUAUUCAACUCAAGUCCACGUUAGUGGAAGUCGAGUUCUACAGGUUUUCGCACUCGGCACGCCAGGCACACGUCCCAUGGAGUACGAAGUACAUCUGAUGGACUUCAGCCCGACAGCUGCGAAGAACAGACGGGGUCUUGGGCGUGUGGUCAGAGAGCCAUCUGCGAUAGAAAUAAGUUCCUUCAUGGAAAGCGCCACUGAAGAGGAAAACUUGGAAAUCACAACGUCCUUGCCUUAUGUCGAGGUCGUAUCGGACAGAAAGUUAGGUGCUCUCGAAUUACAGGGCAUAUGGCUCGACAAGAAUAGGAUUUAUUUGCUCAAUGCAAGUUGGGAUGUUUCGACAGGUUUUAUUUCAUAUUUUGCAUGGCAGUCUAGCAGGCUUGAAGUCAUGGAGGUCUAGUCUAGAGCAGAGCUCAUCCAUCGUCAGGUAGCAUAUGCAUCAGUAUGGAACAAUGGUAGUUACUUACGGAGAUGUAUUGUAUCCCACUUUCUUGAGCAUCAUAGGCAUGUCAUUAAACAUAUCCUGUGAAACUGGUGUCACGAGUGUUCUGCCCUCGAGCCUAGGUAUCCGUAUCUUACCUAGCCUCAAUCAUGGCCAGGAUUCAGGAAGGAUGAUAUGUACCGAUUCGAUUGC